Messenger RNA from Trichomonas vaginalis G3, 1080 nucleotides. Its product is annotated as lipase. The transcript has a single exon. Gene Ontology annotation, biological process: lipid metabolic process. NCBI's taxonomy places the organism in Eukaryota, Parabasalia, Trichomonadida, Trichomonadidae. The record is from RefSeq and is a predicted model, not a curated record. The coding region runs from base 1 to 1080 and encodes 359 amino acids.
AUGUCUUUACUCAAUGAAUUUACAAUCAAAUUCCUUAAUGAUACGAUUAAUAUGAACUACAUGGCAGGUACUGCAGAUUUUCCUUCUGAGGGUCUCUUAUUGAACUUCACAGAUAAUUCAAAAUAUUAUCCAAACCACUUUGUAUAUAAUGAUUCAAACACAUUGUAUGUUAUCACAAGGUAUUCACUUUCAGAUGAAGAUUGGCAAACAGAUAUUGAUUUUCAUGAAGUUGACGUCACAUUCGGUAAUACAACGCUAAAAGUCCAUCGAGGAGCGUAUUAUUCAGCUCAACACGUAUACCAAAAUACAAAGAAAUUCAUGCAACAACAUAAUGGAAGAAUCAUCAUUACCGGAUUUAGUCUUGGCGCGUGUGUUUCGAGUAUUAUGACACCGAUGGCACUUACAGAUCCAGAUCUAGCUGGCAAAAAUAUUGUUACUAUUGCUCUAGACGGAGCUCCAGUGAUGUCAUAUCUUCCUCCUGAAUAUACUUCAAAGACAUUCCAUUUCAUUAACAAUGUUGAUUUGAUUACAACCAUUUCAGGACAAAAUUUAUAUGAUACAUACAGAGAAUCAAUUGAAGCAAAGAAUUUCAAAGAAAAACUUAUUGCCGAUGUGAAAGCCAUUAAAAUGGAAUCCGUAUUCUUCCAAACUAUGUAUGAUUUAUUAAUGAAUAACAUAGAUUCUCUAACAGAAUCAAUGUAUUCUUAUCAUCAGGAUAAAAAUAAGCUAAAUCUAAGAUAUAUGUGGGGUACAGUCUUACAUAUCAAGAAAGGAGUUCAUUACAACUUCUUAAAUGAAACAGUAAUUAAUAAUACAGAAAUAAAUCGAGUAAACGUUUAUGAAGCGGCCAUAAACGACCAUUCUCUUUGGAGUUUGCAAGUAAGGCUAUUAAGAAUUGGUGAUUCAUCUAUUUCUAGAAUGAUAUCGUUUAAACUAAGCAUCUUCAUCAUAAUUUGCUCAAUUGUUGUAAUAGCAUUGAUUGCAUUGGCAGUGAUUGCAAUCUAUUCAUGCUCCAAGAUGAAGAAGAUGCAGAAAGAUCAACAAUUGUAUUCAAAACUUAGUUCUUCAUUUGAACACUAA